Molecule: messenger RNA, 372 nt
Organism: Puccinia graminis f. sp. tritici CRL 75-36-700-3
Lineage: Eukaryota; Fungi; Basidiomycota; Pucciniomycetes; Pucciniales; Pucciniaceae
Exons: 3
Coding region: 1-372 (123 amino acids)
Source: RefSeq, a predicted model, not a curated record
AUGCGGCAGAUCAGAAAAACUACACAAACCACUUUGGUGAACUCACAUCACAAUUGUGACCGAGGCGACUGUCAGAUUACUCCAACCAAAGCGGUUUUUUUGGAGCGGAGGAAGAGUUCUGUCAAGGGCUGGGAGGCAACGCACAAUGACGACGAAAACUACGUGAUCAACGCGGCAUCGCUUUCUGCUCAAGUGUCUCACAGGAAAGUUUCGAGUUUGAAGGUUCCAGCUAUACAACCAUUAGAAUGGAUCGAUUCGCUGCAUGAUGGCUUGAGCAACUGGGGUUCAAUGGUCGUUCCCGUGAUGGGUUUCAAGGUUCCCGGUUGGAACAACGAAGCGGCCAAGUCGUUCGGCUUCUUCAUUGUGGAUUAA